Molecule: messenger RNA, 933 nt
Organism: Closterium sp. Naga37s-1
Lineage: Eukaryota; Viridiplantae; Streptophyta; Zygnematophyceae; Desmidiales; Closteriaceae
Source: the annotation of a GenBank genome assembly
AUGGCGGCGCCGUCGUCUCUGCUCCGAGCGGGCUUCAGAUCCGCGCGAGACGCGCUGAACCGCGGCGACAGAUGCAGCGUUGCUGGCAGUCUCUUUUCGCGGGCGUUGCAGCAGCUCCAUCCCUCCGAGCGCGCCAAGUUCAGCACUGAAAGUGGCAGUGCUGCCGAGGAAGUGACGACUCCAGCGCAGCAAUCUGCCGCUGGUGCCGGUGCUGCUGCUGGUGCUGAUUCAGGAGCUGCUGGUGAUGCUGCUGGCGGUGCUUCAAGCAAUGCCGCUGCAACUGACGCAGCGUCGAGCGGUGCUGCGGUGACGAGCGGCACGGAUGGGUCUAGUGCGGUGCUGGCGAAGCUGCUCAACGUGCCCCGCAUGAUGCUCAAGGAGGAGGUUCUGCGAUCCUUCCGCUACGCUGCGCCUGCGCUGACGCCAGCCGACGUGUUCACUGUGCUGGACGACCGCCUGCACACACUGCACUGGCAGCUUGAGUUCAAGUCAACCGAAGACUACAGCAAUGCCCGGGGGCUCGUGGAGAAUUACAAAAGGCAAGGCUCGCGGAUACGCCUCCAAGAGCUGUCUUCCAGGGACCACGAGCUUGCGUUCCACAAGAAGCAUCACAACUGGGAGCUUCGCCAGUGGAGAGACGUCUCGCUCAUCAUGACAGGCCUCCCGGACGAUGUCAAAACCGAUGACAUAGAGCAGUUCUUUGAAGACUACAUGCUGCACCCGCCCGCCGUGUACCACGUCAGGAUAGAACGGAGAGGUGUCCCCACACCCAUGAGGCUGCGCAUGAAGGGCGAGACGCGGCCGAUAGUGGACCUCGUGGAGCGCCGUGCCGUGGUGCGAUUCGCCAACCAGAUGGAAGCGCUAAGGGCUUUAAGGGAGAAGCACAGGGAGUUCGUGGGCGACAGGAUGGUGGAGCUCAGCCUUCUACAGUGA